This is a messenger RNA of Cuscuta epithymum, 1109 nucleotides long. Lineage: Eukaryota; Viridiplantae; Streptophyta; Magnoliopsida; Solanales; Convolvulaceae. The record is from the annotation of a GenBank genome assembly.
GGUAUGGGAAUGACCUUGGGUGGACCUCCCCUCUCAAUUAUCUCACAAUUGAGACAAAAGAAACACAUCACCUCCCACCCCAAUCAAGUAGUUCGGCCAGCACCAAGGAGGAAGGGAAAGAAGGCUCUGAAACUUCAUCUCCCAUAGCCAAAAUUCGAGCUCAAGUUUGAGUGCUCAAAGGAGGAAGAUUAGAGAGGGAAAAAGUUGGGAAAAGUGUGAAUAAUUAAGGUAUUUCAAGAGCUUUCACAAAGUUGAAAGAGUCGCCGGAGUUGUCACCGGAGUUCGUUAAAAGUCGCCGGAGUUUCGCCAGAGUUCAACCAAGGAGGGUAGGACUUCAUAGCGCUAAUUCGAGACCCGGAUCGAGUCCCUCCGUUUCGAUGUGGUAUCUGGUCACACCAAAUGCAUAGCGGAGGAUAUAAAGAGCAGCGUCAUGUCCGUCGGCAAGUAUUACAUUGUCAACCCCGACGAUGCCCUCCCUUUGCCCGACUCUCAUAAACUCACCGUUCGGGUGACAUCUCCACAUGGAAAUAACUAUCACUAUGGAAACCAAGUGACAGAAGGCAACUUUGCAUAUCACACGGCGGAAGCUGGGGAUUACAUGGCUUGUUUCUUUGCCGUUGACCACCUGCCCUCUGCUACAUUGACCAUUGACUUUGAUUGGAAAUCAGGCGUCUCCACCAAGGAUUGGACUAGUCUUGCUAAGAAAGGCUCCAUUGAAGCAAUGGAAUUGGAGUUGAAGAGAAUGUAUGAAACUGUCAACUCCAUCCACAGCGAGAUGUUUUAUCUACGUGAAAGAGAAGAAGAAAUGCAGGAGCUUAACCGAACAACCGACUCCCAGAUGGGGUGGCUGAGCGCUGUCUCGCUAUUGAUAUGCCUCUCUGUGUCUGGAAUCCAAAUGUGGUACUUGAAAACCUUUUUCGAAAAGAAGAAGCUUAUCUAAUCUUAUUUUUUGUUUUGUAGGAUGUACAAUACAAGUCAUUUUUUGAUCCAUACCCAUGUAAUUCACAUAUACUCACUACAUACAUUGUAUAUUAUUGCUAUUAUUAUAGGGUUUUUUUUCUCACAAAUACUACUUUCGAAUUGUAUCUAAAAAAAUUAAUGAUAAACAC